CUAUAUGGAAAAAAGAUCUUGAGAAGUAUGCUGAAAUUAUCAACCAACAUCACAUCACCAUCUUCAUGAACCAACACACAAAUUAAGCGCCAUAACUGAUGUUUAGAUCUGAAAAACAGGAUGCACUUUUUGAAAACAGCACACUGUAUAAUUCUGGGUUCAUGAACUGACACAAAGAUUUGCUUGCGCCACACUGGAGAGUCAGUUAAAUAUUUUACUUUGCAUAAAUUAACACACAAGCGUUUUGUGGAUGUACACAGUUACAACUCAGGAGCACAAUGAUAUAAAAGGUACAUGUAUGACAAGAAUUUAGUCAGCGUACUUGUGGAAUGUUAGCACUGAACGAAAAACACUUCCAACUUCGGAAACAGAAAAGCUUUCAAUUGCUGAAGACAAAACUUCCACAAGCACACAUCAGCCAGGGAAAAACGAAAUUAGUGGCAGUGUAAGCUCUUCGUAGGUGAUAGGCAAACAAGUACUACUUUGUGUCAGCUUGUGACGCCGGUGAUGUCAGUGGUUGGUUGUUCCUUUGCCAGCAGACACCAUGGAGCAGUUGGUCCUCGUCGCCUGGGACUAUACAGCAAUCGUUAUCUACAUAGUCCUUGUUCUUCUCAUGGCGGCUUUUUCAAUAUGGGGAACGGACCGAGGUAGUAAGGAGGGCUAUUUCCUUGGAGCUCGCAGCAUGUCCUGGCUUGGGAUUGGAGCAUCGCUGUUUGCAAGCAGCAUGAGCUUUGAGAGGAUUAUCUCCCUAACUGGGGGCGGGGCAGCCACGGGACUAGCAGCAGCGGCCACCGAAAUACUUGCGUUACCUUUUCUGUUGGUACUCGGAUGGGUUUUUGCUCCUGUCUAUAUAACAAGCAAUGUGUACAGUCUUCCCCAGUACAUUCACCGACGGUUCGGCGGUCAACGGAUUCGCAUCUUGUUGGCUAUCAUCUAUCUUGUGAUCUACAUCGGAGUCAGAAUUUCUGUGAAUUUGUACGCUGUCGCUACAUUCCUUCAGUCUAUCUUCCCCAACUGGAGCAUUUAUGUUGUCAUUAUUCCUAUGGUGCUUGUGGUGGCUUUGUACACAGUGCCAGGAGGAUUGGGAGCUGUUAUUUCAACCCAGAUUGUUCAGACAUUUGUGAUCAUUGCUGGCUCAUCUGUCCUUGCUGUUUUUGCGUACAUGGAAGUUGGGGGAUACUCGGGGAUGAAAGAGAGGUACCUCAGCCAAAUGUCCGUCUCCAACGACAGCUUCAUCAAGGUGGGCCAGACCUGCGGCUUCCCCGAGGAGAACGCCUUCUACGUGCUGCGAGAUCCCGGCCAAAGCAACAUGCCCUGGGCAGCUUUUCUGUUUGGCUACAGCAGCAAUGCACUGUGGAUGUGGUGCGCAGACCAGUUGCUUGUUCAGAAGACGAUGUCAGCCAAGAAUCUGUCUCAUGCCCAGGGAGGCUGCAUUUUGGCCGGGUACCUCAAGAUCCUGCCCAUGUUCCUGCUUGUGAUUCCAGGAAUGAUCAGCCGCACCCUUUAUGCCAAUGCUGUAGGCUGUGCAACAGCAAAGCAGUGCCUGGCAGCGUGUGGCAACCCUCGGGGCUGUGCUGGCAUUGCACUGCCAAUGCUCAUCAUGGGACUUCUGCCACAGGGACUGCAUGGCGUCCUGUUGGUCGUGAUGUUGGCUGCUGCGAUGUCCGACUUGUCGUCCGUGUUCAACAGCGCUGCCACAAUCAUCACCAUAGAUAUUGUCGGAGGCGUGAAGAAAUAUUUAAUGAGCCGAUGGUCCAUGGCCGCAGCCAGAACGGCCAUUCUUGUCAUGCUGGUAAUCUCUUUUGCCUGGGUCCCCGCAGUCCACUUUGGCGUUGGAUUGACUGAGGUCUUUACUGGCAUCCUCAAGGUGCAGUUUGGUUUUGCACCGUCAAUUGCCGCUGUGUUUCUCCUGGCCAUCGUUUGGCCGAGAGCCAAUGAAAAGGGAUCUUUCUUUGCCCUGUUGACUGGUGUAGCCUUGGGCAUUGUGCACAUAGCGUGCAGCAUCGCAUUCCCGGAGCCCAGGUGUGGAACCGAGGACAACCGCCCGAUGUUCUUCCAGAAGGUUCACACCUUCUACAUCACUCUGAUCAUUUUUGUCAUCACCAUAAUCGUGGACAUCAUCGUCAGCCUCUGCACGGCUGCACCAGAGGAUGGCCGGCUUGUGCGCACCGUGUUCUGGCGCCGUCACAGCUCCGCUUCAGCUAAAAGCUGUAAAGUGGAGAAGAAGAAGAAAUUACAGACUCCCCACACCGACCCAUUCCAGUUGCUGGUAGAGGAAGAUGCGUAUGAAGAUGAGAUGACUCACUGGAGGAGGAAAUCUAAGAUGCGCCUCUGCUAUGAGUGGGCCUGUGGCUACGCAAGCUACGAUGUCACCCCGAGGCCCAAACGGAGCCGGGAAGCCUUCAGUAUGGCCAAGUACAAGGCAGUAGACAUCCGGCAGAGCCCCUGCACCAAGGUCUUCCUGAACAUCAACCUGGUGAUCGUUCUGCUGGCCGCCAUCACCAUGUUUUCGCUCUUCUCCCUGCCAGCCAACAUCAUGUUGGACAGUGGUCUUUGAGCAUAACUGUUGGGCAGCAUUGCUUUUAGGCUGUCAUAACCGAAACUUGGAUUGGUCGUUUCUCAGCAGUGCAUUUCUCUGGGUCGUUGGAAAGGAAAAUCUCCUAAAACAACCAAACCAAUUCUUGGUUGUGACCACCAAACUGCACCACCAAAAAUGCCUGUUCAACCAUUCAUUGUUCCGAAAAUUGUCUUGGUGCGCAUGAAAAAUUCAGUCAGAAGAUGUAAACUGAAGUAUGGUGAAAAUUCUUAAGAAUAAGACUAAGGGUGUGUCCAGAACCAAAUUUUUUUUGGGGGGAGGUGUCCAACAAAUGUGGAAAUUUCUUUCUCCAACCCAAUUAUGGCUAUUGCCCUUCAGAGGGUCAGGCUGAAUUUGUUGGCUUUUACACGUUUGUAGAGAGAAAGGAGAGAAAGUAACCCUCAAAAAGAUCAUCUUUCAUUAUUUCUUAAAUAAAAAAAUGUGUUUUUUCUGUAGGGUUUCUCUAGCAUUUAAAUGGACCAAUUUCAUGGUGCAUGUGAGCAUUAGAAUUCACCAAAGGUUCUGCUCAACAAAAAUACACAAGGUCACAUGAGAGCUUUAGUUCUUUUGAAUCUUUCUUUACCCUUUUUCAAUUGAAUGGCUGGAAAAUUCGAUCAGUGGAUUGUGGUCGACAAUCAUCAGGGCUAUAGGCACCUCUUUUUUAGUAAAUUGACCACUCAGAAUUCGGUGAAGUCAGAAUUACCUAAUGUUAUAAUGUUUAAGCUAUCAAAAUGGUGAAAAAAUGACUUGAAGACAAGUUUUGGAGAUUGUGUAUGAGCCAUGUUAAUUUUCAUCAUAUGCUGGUUUUUGCUUUUGUUGUACUUUUGUGUUAAUCUGUUGGUAGUUCAGGGGCCCAUUUCAUAGAGCUGCUUCAGCACAAAAUUUGCUUAAGGGCAAAAAAACCUUGCUUAAAAAACAAAGGUUACCA
Molecule: messenger RNA, 3503 nt
Organism: Acanthaster planci (crown-of-thorns starfish)
Lineage: Eukaryota; Metazoa; Echinodermata; Asteroidea; Valvatida; Acanthasteridae
Product: sodium/myo-inositol cotransporter 2-like
Biological process (GO): transmembrane transport
Cellular component (GO): plasma membrane
Molecular function (GO): D-glucose:sodium symporter activity
Source: RefSeq, a predicted model, not a curated record